Molecule: messenger RNA, 2985 nt
Organism: Thalassophryne amazonica
Lineage: Eukaryota; Metazoa; Chordata; Actinopteri; Batrachoidiformes; Batrachoididae
Gene: tdrkh
Product: tudor and KH domain containing
Exons: 13
Coding region: 783-2489 (568 amino acids)
Biological process (GO): spermatogenesis
Molecular function (GO): RNA binding
Source: RefSeq, a predicted model, not a curated record
UUAAAUACUUUUUUUCAUGUAUUAUUAAUAAUGAGAAUAGAGGUAUUUUUAAAAACUAAAACAUUGUUCAUUCAGUGUUAAUCUGAGUGUAGUUUUACUACUGUAAUUCUGCACGAAGUCAAGUUUGUGAUAAAUAUAUUUUAAAAAAUCUGUUUACUCAAUUUUUUUAAAAUAACUAACUGCUUUUUCAUGCCAAAAUUGCACCAGAGAGCCCCAAAUUUGCUUCAAUAUUUAAAAUUUUUCUGGAAGAGCAUGCCCCCAGACCCCUGUAGGAGGCAUCUUGUCUUCGCUGGCUAUGUGUUUCGGACCUCGCUCCGCACUGUUAUAUGACAUCCUUUUCCUAAAUAACAACAUGACUUUUACUGAAAGAAAUCACCCUCUGAGAGUCUUUUUAAUUUCACCUUAAUUUGACGUCGUUUUAAUUUCACCAUAAGUCUUUCAAGCAAAGCCCAUGGUUUUAUGGUAUGUUAUUUUUAGUCUUGUCAUUUUUAUGCUGUUAUGUUCUACCUAUAUUAUUAUAUUGACAUGUUUUAGUUUACCUUUGUGUAAUUAAAGCUAUAUAGAUUACUGUUAUGAUUUAUGCACCAGUUAGCAUUAUGCUAUAGCAAUAAAGUUUUAUUCUUUUGUCCAAGUUCUUUUUCCUGAUCUUGAAGAUGUUUAUAAUUUCACACAUCAACAGCAACUUUUCAUUUCCAGUUAAUCAGUUUGUUACAUUGAUGACUGUUUUAAUUGACCAAAUCUCAGCUCAGUGUUUAAUAUUUUCACUGUGAGAAUUUUAGUGCAUGGUUUCGGUGUUUAGGUGCAGUAUUCCACUGUGUGCACGCUGUGCCAUGGAUUUACUGAAGCAGAGCUACAGGAGCAGCACCAACUCAGCCAAAAUGGUGGCUCUGGCUGCUGGGCUGUCUGUCGGCGCCACCGUCGGUUACAUCGUCUACCGUCACAUCAGCAGUGCCAACAACAGUCAAGCUCCAGACAUUGAGGUUUCCAAGAUGAACGUACCUGUGGAAGCUUAUAGGAAUGUAUCCAGGAACCAGCCCAUGUUUUUGGAGUUGGUGUCAAAGAAGUCUGGAGCUCAGGUUCGGGUCUCGUCAGAACCAGGGGAGCCAGCAGAGAAGACUGCUGUCUGUUUCACACUGCAAGGUACUAAAGAACAGGUUCUUUUGGCAGGCUGUGUCCUGCAGAACCUGCUCACAGACUGUGAACCCAUCACUGAGGUUCUGGAGGUUCCACAAACUGCAUUUGGACGUAUCAUAGGACGUGGAGGAGAGAAUUUGAAACAGAUCAGCAGAACCACAGGGGCCAAAGUUGUUUGUCCCAAACACAGGCAACAAGAUCUGGAGGCAAAGGGUCCUGUGACAAUCACAGGAACUCGACACGGAGUGAGACAAGCAAAGGAACAAAUUCUCCAAACGGUCAAAGAGGACAUGAUGGUGAGGACAAAACUCUUGCAGUCAUCUGUGUUACGUCAGAAACGACGCGGCUACAACCCCGAGAACCAGAAUCUGGACAGCGUGGAGACCCAGUCCUUCUUGGGGUUAAACAACAACUUUCCCCAAGCUGCAAAAAUGGAGCUAAUCAACGCAAACGGGAUCACGGGACAACCGGAAAAAUGCUUCAGCACAGAGCUGAAAAUCAGUCACUCAGAGAAUAAAGAGGAUGACGAGAGUGUGUCUACAGACUCACUGUCUGAAGUGUCCAAGUUUGAAAUUCCCAGCCCAGAUCUGAGCUUCCAGCCCGAUGAACAUCUUGAGGUUUAUGUUUCUGCAUCGGCGAACCCGAACCACUUCUGGAUUCAGAUCCUGGGCGUUCGCUCCCUCCAACUGGACAAGCUAACUGAGGAGAUGACUCGCUUUUACAACAAUGGAAACCUCACUGAGCACAGGGUGGAGGCGAUCGUGGUCGGGGACAUAGUGGCUGCUCCGUACCAAAAUCAUGGCACAUGGAACCGAGCCAGGGUACUUGGAGUCCUGGGUUCUGGGCUUGUGGACCUUUACUAUGUGGACUUUGGGGACAAUGCAGAGCUGCCCAGGGACGGCCUCUGCCAUAUGAGGAGUGAUUUUCUCAGUUUGCCUUUCCAAGCAAUUGAAUGCAACUUGGCAGGAGUGAGACCAAAAGGAGAGGUGUGGACUGAGGCAGCCCUGGACGAUUUUGAACGCCUGGUCCACUGUGCGUCCUGGAGACCCCUGCAGGCCAAAUUAUGCAGCUAUUCUCACUCUGAGAACUCCUCAUGGCCUAAUGUCAAACUCUACGACCACAGCGAGGGCAAGACAGUGGAUGUGGGCGAGGAGCUCAUCAGACUCGGUCAUGCAGUGACUUUCCAUGAAGUGCUGAAUGGAAAGACUGAGGGGGACAAUCUUGGAGGUCUGCAGAAGAUGCUGGACAGUGUGAUUGGUGCCUCGUCUGAGCUCAGUAUGUCCUGUAUCAGCUUAUCAGAAGUUGCUUCGAUCUCAGGAAGCGUUGAUGACAUCAUCGAUGAUGAGCUGCUCUGAGACCAAAACAUCCACUCCUCUGUUUUGGUGAGAAAGCAGUGAAGCCUUGGCACCUUUGCCGUCUCUUCCUCCAGAUGCAUCCUUUUACUGUUCGUUACAGGAUCAAUUCUUUCUGCACUUCCGUUGUAACCGAUGCAGCUUUUUGAACGAACAUGUUGUUUCCAUGUUACACGUUUCAAAACAUAACGCAGGAUUCCUCCUGAUAAACACUGUGCUGUGGGUCUCUGAGACCAGAACCCUGCUGGUUUGUGACCCAUCAGGUCCUCAUCACAUUUGCUUUUUAUAAUUAUGUUUUCUUGUGUGUGUAUGUAUAUAUAUAUAUUAAGCUUUAAAAGCCUCAGCAUCACCUUUCAGUUGUUAAGUUUUGGAAUUUAAAACUGUUUACAUAUAUAUAUUAAAAUGUAUGGACAGAAGGAAGUGUUGGACAGAUGUAACAGAUUGCACUAAACUAAAGUUUAUUCCAUCUUUCUAUAUAUUAAAAGCCACGUGGCCUGUG